AUUUUUCCAACCCUGGCAUGAGCACAAAGCCCUGCAUUCAAAACGACGCCGUCGAACGCGUGCCCAUCACGUGUCUUCAAUUCUUUCUUUCUCUUCUCUCAUCGCAAUAAACCAGUUGCACUGCUAGGGAAGAGCAAAAGCAGUAGGAAGAAUCGAGCGAGUUGUGACUCAGCGAGUUUACGAAUGGCGAACGCAGCGUUUCGGAACGUGAAGGUGCCUCCGAACUCGGCGAGUCUGGAGGAAGCGCGUCAGCGAGUGUUCGAUUUCUUCCGCAAAGCUUGCAGAUCGCUUCCCUCCGUCAUGGAAAUCUACAACCUACACGACGUCGCUUCGAUCUCCCAGCUUCGCUCCACCGUCGCCUCCGAGAUCCGCAAGAACACUCACGUCACCAAUCCCAAAGUGAUUGAUAUGCUGCUUUUCAAGGGGAUGGAAGAGCUGAAGAACGUUGUGGACCAUUCAAAGCAGAGGCAUCAUAUCAUUGGUCAGUACGUAGUUAGACAGCAAGGGCAAGGGCAAGUGGAAGGCUCAAAAGACCAUGGCAUAUCUCCUUUUCUGAAGAAUUUCUACAACGGCAAUUACUUCUGAAGUUUGGUCAUGAGCUGUUCCUGUUUCCCCAAAUAAAGAAUAAUUUUAAAAUGUUUUGUAUGUCAAUACUGGAUGAGAUAAUACUUUUGGUUUCAGAUCAAACUGUUGCAUUCAUUCUUCCUGGCUUAAUUAAGAAAGUGAUGUUUUGCUGAUUGUUGUGUAAGUGGGCACACUGCUAAAAAUAUUGUGGCGUAUUAACUAUUUGACGUCAUUGCAGAUGAAUAUAUUGCCGUAGCAUGUCUGAGAAAUAAUAAUGUAUUUUGGUAAA
Cajanus cajan (pigeon pea) is the source of this 853-nucleotide messenger RNA. The record is from RefSeq and is a predicted model, not a curated record. Lineage: Eukaryota; Viridiplantae; Streptophyta; Magnoliopsida; Fabales; Fabaceae.